Poecilia latipinna (sailfin molly) is the source of this 3124-nucleotide messenger RNA. It is a transcript of the gene slc25a19, whose product is annotated as solute carrier family 25 member 19. Lineage: Eukaryota; Metazoa; Chordata; Actinopteri; Cyprinodontiformes; Poeciliidae. The record is from RefSeq and is a predicted model, not a curated record. Bases 169 to 1137 code for a protein of 322 amino acids. Gene Ontology annotation, biological process: transmembrane transport. The transcript is spliced from 7 exons.
UGAAAUACGGCGCAUGCGCUGUUUUACUAAGCGGAAGUGUCAUUAAUAGUUUGUAGUAACCGAAUGCAGCUGUUGUAUCUUUCUUUUUGAAUUUGUGGUGCUGAGUGUCUGCUGUUACAUUAAUGAAGGAUUUCCAGUGUAAGUGUUGAUAUAGAGUGCUGUAUAGACAUGGUGGGAUAUGAUCCCAGGGCUAAUCAUGGAUCUCCUACCCCAGAGGAGGCAGCCCUGGCUGGGUCAGCUGGUGGAAUGGUUACCAGAGCACUUAUCAGUCCUUUUGAUGUUAUUAAAAUCCGUUUUCAGCUGCAGAUCGAGCGUGUGUCUUCACAAAGACGUGAAGGAAAAUAUUGGGGAAUAUUUCAGGCAUCCCGAAGUAUUUACUCAGAGGAGGGUCUCACUGCCUUCUGGAAAGGUCACAUUCCAGCGCAGCUCCUCUCUAUCUGCUUUGGGGCCGUCCAGUUUGUCACUUUUGAGUUUCUGACCAAGAUGGUUCACAAGUCGACGCCGUACGACAGCCGGACUCCAGGAGUUCAUUUUGUCUGUGGCGGCUUGGCAGCCUGCUCUGCUACGGUGGCCUGCCAGCCUCUGGACACGCUGAGGACACGCUUCGCAGCUCAGGGAGAACCCAAGGUUUACAGUAACUUGCGGUAUGCCGUGUCCACGAUGUGGCGCUCUGAGGGACCGGUGGCGUUUUACCGCGGCCUGUCUCCUACCCUGGUUGCAGUGUUUCCUUAUGCUGGACUGCAGUUCUUCUUCUACAAUGUCUUUAAGCAGCUUUUGGCUCCUCCAUCUAAAUCCAAAGACUCAGGAGGAAACGUGAGAAGCCUGAUCUGUGGCAGUGGGGCGGGAAUGAUCAGUAAAACCCUCACAUACCCCUUCGAUUUGUUCAAAAAGAGGCUGCAGGUGGCGGGCUUUGAGAAAGCCCGCGCUCACUUUGGACAGGUGCGGACCUACACAAGCCUGAUAGACUGCGCGGUUCAAAUAGUCGAAGAGGAAGGGAUCCGAGGCUGCUUUAAAGGCCUCUCUCCCAGCCUUCUGAAGGCCGCGCUGUCCACAGGCUUCACCUUCUUCUGGUAUGAGUUCUUCCUCAACGUCCUGUGCAACAUUAGGGAAAAGCGGGAAGGCCAAAUGGAGAGAUGACGCAUAAUGAGAAAAACGACAUAGGAAAUGAGGCAAUCACGCACAUUAUAAACGCACUAAUGCCUUGUUGCACUGAACACGUCACUCAGCCGGGAAACUGAGCGGGUUUAUUUGGGUUUCUAUGGUGUUUACAAAUGUUAAGCAAGUGGAUAAAUGACUAUAUGAAAUGAUAUGUUGCUGUAUCAUUUACUUUUAUUUUGUAAGCAUUAUAUUUUUGUCGAGGAAUUUGUAUCUUGCUUGACUCUUGCGCACAACAAUGUCAAGUUUGUUUCAGUGUUAAAUGAUCAAAUUCUAUUGAUAAUCGAUUGUCAUCUGGUGGCGACAAAACAGUUUUCAAGCCAUAUCAGAGACAAAGCAGCUGAAACCUCUCUGGGUCCACUGGGUCGACUAAUCAAAUCAGAAGAAGUUGGUCGUGAAUGUCAUGGUGUCACGACCAUCACUUUUCCUGAAAAUAAUUCAAUUACUGACCAAAGACUAGGUAGAAAGUUAAAAGUCGUUUUUUCACACAUGCUGACCAGCAAUUGGUCAUUCUGCAGGGACCCAUCUUGUCCAGAAUGGACAGCAGAAGGAAAUGUGUGUCAAAAAAUGUGUUGAUUGGCCAAACAGUGAGCACCGUUCAUCAGACCCAGGGGACUGGCUGCUACACGCAUCAGUGUGCAUCUUCAGCCAUUGAUCAGGUUUGACGGUAUGUACGAGGGUAAUUAAUCUUCCUCAGCAAUUAUCCGGCAUCUCAGACGUCUCUCACACCAGGCAACUGCAAAAUGUUGUCUUAUGUAAACCUAAAAUAUGACUCGGUCCCGAUCAAAUGGGGACUUCAGUGUGUGCAAGGCAUUUUCUGUCUGGUGACCCUCACUUGCCACUUUCAGUAAUGCCUCCACUCAUCCACUUUGAUGGCCAUGUUGGCUUUCUGGUCCCAAUAUAUGUUUGAACUUUGCCACCGUCUCCAUGCUGGCUGUCCAAAUGCAUUCAGUGCUUGUUAUCAGCCUCAGAUUCAGCUGACAAUACGGCGACGAACACAUGUUUGCAAAGCUUCUUGUAAAGAUGUGUAAAAAUGCAUGUUUUUAAUUGCUGUAGCUUUGACCUCUCCUCUUUGCACCAUUGUUCUUCUGGGUCCCCUGUUAUGCUCUCUUCAGUUCAUACACAGGUUAUCUGUAGGAGUUAUGUUGGAGGAUCACAUGUGCAACUUUUCAGCUGACGAUCAACAUAUACGUGUUGAUUUAUCAAUCUGACCUCUCAAGUCAUUUAUGGCACAAUUUUUCUUGGUUUGUUCCUAGAGAGGGCAAAAAAUUUAGACUGAAAAAAAUCAUGGUCCUUGAACAGACCAAGAGAAUAGCUGGUCCUUUGCCGUCUUCAGUCUCAUCAUAUUUAUGAUUCAGGAAAUUUAGGUUAUUGAGAACUAAUGAGAAAUUCUCAUUAAUUAAGAGAAUGAUUUCUUAACAUAGGAUUUUCCUCUCCACCAAGUAAAUGCUGCCGCUCUGCUUGCUUCUCAGACUCUGGUCCUACUUCUUCUGUCUUUUGUUUUGUGUCGCAUCGCUCUGUCACACUUGUUCUGGAUCCUGUUUCACCCCUUUUCCAUCUUGUGGGUGUUUCUGUUCUCUGCUCAAAAUGGAUCAGAGAACAGAAUGGAUCUUCUGCACUCGAAGAUGACAGAUUGAAAGUACACGAGAACAAAGUUAAAGGGAUUUAUCUAAUGUGGUGGAUUAGUCUUGGUGGGUAAACAUCUUGGUGAAAGUUUAAACUGAACUUUGCGCAUUUUCUGCUCAGUUUUACGGCUGUUACCUUGUAUAUUCUUGGACACGUGAUACUUAUUUUGAUAUUCACUUUAUUUAGUGGGAAAAACCAAAUGGAACCUUAAAGUUUAUAACUUGUUUAAAUGUCUCACUUUGAGUUAAACUUACUGACCUUUGCUGCUUUGUUAAUGCUUGUUUCAUGUGUUUAUAUGGUCUUCACUUCUUUGUCAAUAAAAUGUACAACCACACUGCUAAAA